Messenger RNA from Macrobrachium nipponense, 1068 nucleotides. RefSeq lists its product as uncharacterized. The coding region runs from base 1 to 1068 and encodes 355 amino acids. NCBI's taxonomy places the organism in Eukaryota, Metazoa, Arthropoda, Malacostraca, Decapoda, Palaemonidae. The transcript has 3 exons. The record is from RefSeq and is a predicted model, not a curated record.
AUGUUUUCCUCACUUGGAGGAGAGGAAACCUCUCACCCGGAGGAAAGGAAUCCUUUUCCUCACUCGGAGAGGAAACGUUUGCCUGACCUGGAGGAGAGGAAAUGUUUACCUCACCUGGAGAGAGGGAAACGUUUUCCUCACUUGGAGGAGAGGAAACGUUUUCCUCACCUGGAGGAGAGGAAACGUUUCCUCACGUUGGAGGAGAGGAAAGCGGAAUUCCUAUUUCAUGGAGAAACAAGGAAAAUAUUUGAACUUGCAAUAUCAGAAAUGAUUCCCAGUAAGGGCCAUCCCAUUAAAGGACAGAAUUCGGCUCCUUAUGAUGACAGGAGACUGCGUACAAUUGCUGGAAGGGAAGUCUGUUGUGGCAUGGAAUUCUGGGUAGACAGACUGGAAGAUGAUGAUGGUGAAUUUCCAUUCACACCACACCCAACACCCACAACACACCCACACUCUCACCCCACCCACUCACUCCACCCCCUUCCUACUCCACACAACACAUACCACCCAACACCCUAUACACCACCCAAACCUACACCCCCCAUACCCAUACAACAUCCCGCCUCACACUCCACACCUAACACCCACCGCACCCUGAGCACCACCCCACCACAAAACACCAACAACACCCCACCUCACACUACCACACCUCCACCCCACACUCAAUGCCCCACUCCCCCACACUACACAACCCACAUAACUACACACCCCACACUCCAUAUUCCACUACCUCGCUCUAUCCCAAACAGCAAACCCCCACACCUAACACUACCUCACCCCACCCCACACCCCACACAACCUCACACACUCCCACACCACCACACAAUGCUUCACCUCAAACCCCUACCCCACACCCCCACCGCCACAAUACUCCACCACACAUUCCCACCUGACACUCCCACAACCCUUCACAACACCCCACACACCAUCCCCAAUCCACCCUUCACCCCUACACACCAACCGUCACCCCACACUCUCACCCGACCCCACACCCAAUCCCAAUCCCACCAUACACCUCAUCCACCCAUCCCACACUUGCCACUCCCCACCCAUGACUGCCAAAGGAGUUAG